CAUAAUUUAAAUCGUACCAGCGCAUAGUGCGCGUGUUCAAGUUAGGAGUUAUCAAAAGUUUGCUUCUCGCCGUCGUCGUCCUCGCUGGACAGCUCGUUUUCUACAAUGUCGAAGCUUAUUCAAAUCACUACACCCCUGAGAGAGUUCAAAGGCCACGAAGGAAAUGUAAUGGCAGUCGCAGUGCUUCCCAAUAAACGAGAGAUGAUUACGAGCUCGUACGACAAGACGCUUCGUCUGUGGGACUUGAAGACACGUGUUAUGUUGAAGAAGAUGGAGGGGCAUAGCGUUGGGGUGGUGGGAUUGGCAGUAUCGCAGGAUGGGCAAUUGAUAGCAAGCGGUGAUCUGAACGGAGAGGUCGCCAUCUGGCGCGGAAAGACUGGGGAAUCGCUCACCCAACCCAUCAAAUUCCACUCCAAUUGUAUCGCCUCGCUGGACUUUUCCCCUGAUGGAGCAGUGCUGGCCACUGGUUCGCAUGACAGAAUGACGAAACUGUGGAACACCAAAACCUGGGAGCAGCAAGGUUCAAUCGAGUGUGGUAGUUAUGUCUACUGCGUUCGGUAUUCCCCAGGUGGAGACCGUCUUGCCAUCGCAACAUUUGACAAUAUCAAAAUUUAUAAUACGAGCACAAGAUAUCUCAGGUCCUUCAAGGCUCACUCCACAUCCUUCAACUGCUCACUCGCGUGGACCCCUGACGGUACUCGUCUUCUCACAGGCGGUGGCAAUUCCGAUCCUACCAUACGCGAAUGGGAUGCAUUGACCUGGAAGGAGGUUGGUGGUCCUUGGGCUGGUCACAUUUUCCGCAUCAAUGCCAUCACCGUUAAUCCUACUGGCACAUUCGUCGCAUCCGUAUCUUCUGACAACUGUGUCCAUGUCUGGCGGUUGUCAAAUCGACAAACCGUUGCUAUCUUCGAUCACGCAUCCUUAGCAUUAUGCGGCACAUUCUCUGUGGACGGCAAGCAUAUCCUCAGCGGAGGUGGCAAUGAGAUCAUCUCGGAGUGGGCAGUACCCAACGAUUUGGACAUCAGUUCAAACACCGAUGCGAACAACCAUACUUACCGUGACUACUCCCAUCGCUCGAAGAUUCUUGCCAUCACGACAGCCCACGAUGCAUGCAUAGAUGGUGACCUAUCUACCGCCGAAGACCUACUCACUCGAGAUAUCAACACCAAUGCGAACAACUACACUUCCUACGUCCAUCGCUCAUUUGUAUUGGCCCGAAAGUACAACUGGGAUCAAGCCCUUCAGGAUGCAAUGAAGUCCAUCAGCAUUCAGCCCUCGCUGAUAGGCUAUAUCUCCAAGGGCAUCGCCCUCUGCGGAACGGGCCACAUCCAGGGUGCGAGGGUAGCAUUCGAUGUUGCAUCCAUGUACACCGAUCAAGACUCAAGAACCAUUCAUUUCCUGCUCUUGAUCAAGGCCAUCGCCCUCUUCAAUGCAGAUCAACGUGACGAGGCAAGCCUGCUUCUCAAAGAACUCACUGUCAGUUGUCCAUAUGCUGAUACUCGCGCAUGCCAUAUUGUACAAGCGUAUUUAUGUGUUCAACUUGGAACACAAGCCCUGGAUAGCGGGCGUUACAGUGAAUCCACCGACCACUUCACUGCCGCUAUCAACUCCGGCGCUUUCUCAUCGAAAUCAGACAUCUAUCAAGUGUACGAGGAUUUGGUGAUACUCUUCGGCUGGAAUCUCAAAUCAGUGUGGCUCACUACACACCAAAAAUGUUGUCAUGCAUUCCUUCGAGCAGGUAAAUUCCAAGAUGCCGUGAAAUUAUAUCGGUACAUGAUGGUUUCGAGUGACGGAAAUACCAGAUCCGAUUGCCUUGACUGGUUCAAUGCUUUCACGGUAGAAUGCAGCUCACUCUGUCUUACCAACGGAGAUGCUGCCCUAGCUGCAAGCGAUUACGAUAGGGCCAUUGACCUAUAUUCGACCGCUAUCAGCCUGGCUUCUACAUCCGUCAUCUUCUUUGUGAAUCGCAGCAAGGCAAAGUUAGGGAAAACGCUAUGGGAGGAUGCACUUCUGGACGCGCAAACGGUCACUGAACUUGAUCCCGCGUCUCACGUUGGAUACCAGUUGAUGCAUACAGCACUGCGUGGCGCGCAACGCUACGACGAAGCCACCUUCAAAACAAUGUUGUCAAAGUUGGACAAUUCUCCCGAAGCGCAGAUACGAGAUCUGAGUCGGCAAUAUCUUUCUAUUUCUGAGGCAGAAGAUGUCGAGUUCAAUAGUUGCCUUCCGGCCGAUAUUACCUCUUACACCACUCCUCCGCGCACCCUUCCAUCUUUGUCCGAAAAUGAAAUCCAGACAACCAUAUGUUCACUGCGAAAAAAUCCUGCGGUUGUGGAUUUGGCGUCAAAACUUUACUACCGGCUUGAUAACGCGAGUGUUGCUCGUUUCGUGAACUACAGUUGCAGUCUUCAUCUUCCCUGUAUCACCUUCCGUGUCACAGACGUCAGUCUAAGCCACGAUCCAACCCAAGAAACUAGAUAUGGGAUCAAAGCAGACGGUCUUCAUGACCUACAGAUCAUUACCAAAGAGCCGAUUGUUCAGUUCUCGCGGACAAUACCCAAUCAGCAAACAUUCGUGCUUGUCCGUCCUUGGAAUCGGUCUCUCCUUGAACUACCUGACUUUGCAGAUGUGCGAGGCGAUAAGGAGAACGAGAGGGAUUAUUGGACGCCGCCUUCCUCUCCGUUAGACGAGUCAACUAGCUGUUCUCUUGUUCAACAGGAGGUGAUUGUUGUUGAUCUAGAAUCACGAGCAUUACGGUUGCUUGUUCGCCUCGGGCAACCUUUCCGCGCAUUUUUGCUGGAGCGGCGGUGCGGCGCAGAAUACAAGAGGAUCGCAUCAGAUCAUGAUAUCACUGCACAGGUUAAAGAUGUGACUUCUGUUUUAGACCUGAUGGACAUCAGGACGAUAGAAAUUAUGUCGUAGCUACUAUCUCUGGCCCGGUGUUGCAUACCGCGACGUAGCACACUCAUAUUUCACACAU
Molecule: messenger RNA, 2980 nt
Organism: Suillus bovinus
Lineage: Eukaryota; Fungi; Basidiomycota; Agaricomycetes; Boletales; Suillaceae
Product: WD40-repeat-containing domain protein
Exons: 9
Coding region: 106-2922 (938 amino acids)
Molecular function (GO): protein binding
Source: RefSeq, a predicted model, not a curated record